Stomoxys calcitrans (stable fly) is the source of this 2867-nucleotide messenger RNA. RefSeq lists its product as uncharacterized. The transcript is spliced from 2 exons. Lineage: Eukaryota; Metazoa; Arthropoda; Insecta; Diptera; Muscidae. The record is from RefSeq and is a predicted model, not a curated record. The coding region runs from base 734 to 2152 and encodes 472 amino acids.
AAAAGUUUAUUUAUGACAUUAACAUAGAACAAUGGCAAGUUUAACAUCUGAAGGGGGUUUCCUAAACAGCCUUAAAAAACUACUAAAAAUGCUUAGCACUGAAAAUCCUUGUAUAGAAUAGUUGCUGUGUUUUACUUAUGCAAAUCAGCACUAACGGAUAGUAAUAACCAAUUUAUUGUGAUUUGCAUUAUACUCGUAUAAUACUAAAAUAAAACGCGGCUAGUAUGUUGUCUAAUGGUUAAUCGAAAUAUAUAAUAAAAAGAUUUUAAGACUUCGGCGUAUUAUCAUACCGCAUCCCAAAACAAAACAUUUAUUAAGCAGCCCUGUUUUACAUCGUUAAGAAAAAUAUCGAAAAUUCGAUUAUUAAUCGCAGUGGAUUUCAUCAAGUUUUUUAGUCAUCGAAAUGUAUACACAAACAACUACAACUAGUAAAGAAACGACGACAUUUUACAAAUUUUAUUUUCGGCGUGCAAAGUGCUUUAUUUAAAAAGAAUAAAUUAAGAUUUUAAAUCGAUUUACAAAGUUUCUAGCACCUGCAAUAAGUGGGGUGGGGUGGUUGUUAAAAUAGCCGCCACAGAUACCAAGCCACAAACAAACAACAAAAGUAUCUAAACAAACGUCAUCAAUAUCGCAACAUUGAAACUAUCGCAACAUUGAAAACUGAAACAUACACAAAAAAUACUUUUAAAUAAAUAAAAAUAAAUUUUGAGGGGUAAACUUCCAAAUAUCCGACAUGACAAUGGAAUGGACUAGAGAUAAAACGUUGGCUCUCAUACAGGAAUAUCGCAAACGUCGUGGUCUCUGGGAUAUGACCCAUGAGGAUUAUCGCAAAAAGGAUGUAAAACACAAAUUGCUAGUGGAAGUCAGCGAAUCGCUGGGUGGUAAUACAUCGAUAAUGGAAAUAGAGAAAAAAUUUCAUACUCUACGAACGCAAUACCAUCGCGAGAUUAGUCGAAUGAAGCGCAAGGAACCCUAUAAUUCCAAGUGGUUUGGCUUCCACCGUUUACAAUUUUUGAGUUCUCCUCGGGCCUGCAGAGCCAAUAAGGGGGGUCGCAUCAAGGCAGAAAUAACCGAAGAUGGCACAGUGACCACAAAAUAUAUAAUUAGAGAAGCCAUUCCAACCCAUCACGACACUAGUGUGGGUUCGGCAAACGAAAAUGAAGAAUUCGUUACGGUACAGAGAAGACCCACCACAAUUACAUAUGAGGCAUUACCGACGGGAAAUGCCACUUCCACUUCGUCCAGUAGGUCACAGGAAUUGGAAAAACUCAUUGAAGAGACGACUAAAGAUGUUGAGGAAAUAGAAGAUUCCAAGCCAAAAAUGACAAUCAAAGAACUAUCCAUACCCAUCGAACAUCAACAUCAUGGGGGAGAUAAUUAUACCAAUACAGGAAGCGGCGACUUGCAAAUAACCAAUGUCGAGAGCGAACAUGAGGAUAUACAUCACAUUGAGGAUGAUAGUGAAAAUAUGGACACUAUAAAUAUACAUACAGCUUCCGAUGAGGAAAUUACAUAUCAUCAAACCACCAACAGUGGAGUAGUGUCUUCAGGAAAUAACUCCGCGACCACCACAACAGUACACACUAUACCGGCUCGUAUAAUCAAAAUACAUCGAAGGGAUACGCAUCAUGAUCAAAAUGAGUACUAUGAGCAACAGCAUCAUAUCCCACAACAUCAUCACCAUAGCGGUGUGCCCACAACACAUCACAUACAAACUGUUUCUCCAGGUGGCGCCACCAAACGUAUUUAUUAUGAUGCUUCAGGUCAUCACCAUACCGCCACCAUAUUAACCGCUUCUGCACAACAAACCCAUCAACAGUCCCCAUCGGGCAUGACGAUUUUGAAUACAUCAACAUCGCCGCAAUCUUCAAAAAUUCAUUUACGCAAUAGUUUAAAUUCCACCAUACAAACGUUAGAAUCCUCAACGCCAAUGGCCCCUUCGACGCCUUCUGUACAAGUUUCAAAUGCGGCAAUGCUAUCAACGUCGACUACAAAUAAUACAACACUUAACCCAAGGGACGAAUAUGUCACCUAUGGUGAAUAUGUUGUCAGCGAAAUGCGAAAUAUUACAAACCGAGAAAUUUUAAUAUCUUUAAAGCAUAAAAUCAAUACAGCUCUGUUCGAGGCCAAUAUGCAACAACUUCAAAAGUAAGAAAAUAGACCUGCAGAAUAGAGAGUUAUAUUCAGAAAGUGGGAGAGAGAGACAAAAAUAAAUCAAACUCAGUGAAAUGUAGUAAAGAGGUGAAAUUUAGAUUUCCUUAACGAAUGAAAUCAUUGUAUGGAUCUCUCUUCGAGGUCCUUAUAUAGAGAGCGAUCAUGUUCUGGUGUUCGCAUAUCUACAACUUGAAUGUUUUUAAUUCUUGGAAAUACACGAAAGACCAAAAUAAAACUUCCAUAUAAAAAAGAGGAAAAACAUUUCCUCUCUUUCAAUAAUUAAACUUAAGAAUCGACAAUUUUUUUUGAAAGAUUUUUAAACUACUUAGAUUGAAUCAUUACAACCUUUUAAAUUUUUAAGUAGAUUUGAGAAAUAUCAGAACAUGAAUGCUAUUUUAAACAUUAAAGUUAAACAAUUUUAAAUUACUAAUAAUUGCUCCCAGAUUAUUUUUAGUAGUAUCAUUUACCUAUAUGUUUGUAUGUAUGUAGAUUAUAAUUAGAAUGCAAUGUACUCUUUACCAGUGUAAGGUCAACAAAUCUUGAACACACAUUUCCGUUAAUAUUUUAAGCGGCUUGUACAACAAAGAAUUUAAGAAAUGUCCAUACUAAUUUCACGAUUGAUUUUGCCCUAAAGCUCAUCAAUUAUUAUUAUAUAUAAGGUUUGGAAUUUAUAGAAAAAAGAACAUUUUGUUUUAAUUGCAACAGUUUUGUUU